Messenger RNA from Meloidogyne enterolobii, 512 nucleotides. NCBI's taxonomy places the organism in Eukaryota, Metazoa, Nematoda, Chromadorea, Rhabditida, Meloidogynidae. The record is from the annotation of a GenBank genome assembly.
UACAGUUAAUUCAAUGUUGUUUGUUUGUUCAAAAUUUUAAGAGAAUGGGAAAAGAACAAUUUGAACCGUCAUUUAGUUCGUCGAAAACUGAAAGUAGUGACAGGAAAAGAACUCUUAAGAGAUCUACUUCUGAUGCGAUAUUUCUUUUUGAGAAGCGGCCGAAAAUUCUUCCAAUUGGAGACGAAUGCGACCCUUUUUCCUAUCUUAAAGCUGCUGAGUAUUAUUACAAUAAAAAAGAUUUGGUACAAUCAUCCCGUGAAUUGUGGAAGGCUGCCUCGUAUGCUGUAAAAAUUUUGUUUCUCAAAAUAAAUGUUAACAUUACAUCUAUGAAUGGUCUCGAAGAUUUGUGUUAUUAUGCGAUAGAUAAAUCCACAGUUUAUGAUCAACCUGGCAUUGAAGGUUCUAUGGCAAGGCAAUUAGCAAAAGAUCAGUUUUCGGCAGCAAUGACGUCAGUUAUAAUUUUUGCUAACAAAAAUUUUUUCUUGUCAAUUUUAAAUGCAAAAUGCUUUUAA